Plasmodium gonderi is the source of this 1050-nucleotide messenger RNA. RefSeq lists its product as hypothetical. Gene Ontology annotation, biological process: vesicle-mediated transport. Gene Ontology annotation, cellular component: membrane. Bases 1 to 1050 code for a protein of 349 amino acids. NCBI's taxonomy places the organism in Eukaryota, Apicomplexa, Aconoidasida, Haemosporida, Plasmodiidae. The transcript is spliced from 4 exons. The record is from RefSeq and is a predicted model, not a curated record.
AUGUCAUAUUCAACAAAAAAGAAAGAAAAUAAAAAGAUAAAUCAGAAGAAUGCGAGUAGUUUUGAAUUUAACUCGGACAUUCAAAAUGACAUAGGUAUUAUAAAGUCCUACACCUUAAGGAUCUUAAAAAUAAAUGAAAAUGAAGUGUGUUCGGUUGAGAGCUCCGAAAAAGUACAAGGAAUUGUGCAAGAGGGAAAAGUGAAAAUCCAGGAAAUACAGAGAAAGUUGAAGAAUUAUUCUAGUAAUGUAGAAAAUGCCCCACAAAGUGAAAGGAUAAGAGUGAAGCUUAUGUUGCAGAAGUUAUCGAACUCAUAUAUAGAAGCGGUAAACAAUUUUCAAAAUGCAUCUAAAAAUUAUAUUAACAAAACAGUUUUAAGUGACAUGUCAUUAAAAAAUGUGAACACAUCUAAUGGGAAUUUGGGAUAUGAUUCAUUUAAUAACUUUUCAAGAAAUAGUGAUUCAAAUUAUGAUUCUAAUAGAGACAAGUUUAAUGUAAACAUUUAUGAUUAUAAUUUUUAUGAAAAUGAAAAUUAUGAGGGAAGUUAUGCCAUUCCUACGGGAGGUUUGGAAAAUGUAAAAGGGGAGAAAAAAAAAAAGAAAUAUAAAAAUAAUAUUUUUACAGGAAAUAAAAAAAGUGAAAUUAAUGAAUACCUAUUGCAGAAUGAUGGAUAUAUGGAAAACGGUGGAUAUGAAGAUAACAGAGAUCUGGAGAAUCCUGUGCAAAAUGAAGAAUUUAUAUCAGUAAAAACGGUAGAUAUUGAAAAUGAAAUAUUGAAUCAGAAAAAUAAGGAAAUAAAAAAAUUACAUAAAGAUAUAAUUAAUAUACAAGAAUUAUACAAGGAAUUAUUUGAUCAAAUAAAUGUUCAAGGAGAAAGCAUUGACAACAUAGAUUCUCAAAUAAUGACGACCCAUGAUAAUAUUCUUUUGACCGGUCGAGAAAUUGAAAUAACUAGAAGUAGAUAUUUUAGGAGUAUAAGGUGUACAGGAUUCCUUAUUUUUGUUUUAAUAAUUUUGUUAGUAAUUAUUUUGGUAGUCUUUAGGGUUAUAUGA